AUGAUGGAGGAGAUAGACCGGUUCCAGGUGCCCGCCGUGCGCGCCGAGAUGCAGCCGCUGGAUCCAACAGCUGCAUCUAUUUCGGACAGAGAUUGUGAUACGAGAGAGGGAGAGACUGUAGCCAUGAACUAUAAGCCGUCCCCACUUCAAGUGAAAUUAGAGAAGCAGAGGGAGCUGGCUCGGAAGGGCUCCCUGAAGAACGGCAACAUGGGAAGCCCAGUUAAUCAGCAGCCCAAGAAGAACAAUGUGAUGGCACGAACAAGGCUCGUCGUUCCCAAUAAGGGCUAUUCAUCAUUAGACCAGAGUCCAGAUGAAAAGCCACUGGUAGCCCUGGAUACGGACAGUGAUGAUGACUUUGACAUGUCCAGAUAUUCCUCCUCGGGAUACUCAUCAGCUGAGCAGAUCAACCAAGACUUGAACAUCCAGCUGCUAAAGGAUGGGUACCGGUUAGAUGAGAUCCCAGAUGACGAGGACCUCGACCUAAUCCCCCCUAAAUCGGUCAACCCUACCUGCAUGUGUUGCCAAGCCACCUCCUCCACCGCCUGUCACAUCCAGUAGUGAAGCCGGCAGGCUGU
Gavia stellata (red-throated loon) is the source of this 575-nucleotide messenger RNA. RefSeq names its product family with sequence similarity 219 member A (gene FAM219A). The transcript is spliced from 6 exons. NCBI's taxonomy places the organism in Eukaryota, Metazoa, Chordata, Aves, Gaviiformes, Gaviidae. The record is from RefSeq and is a predicted model, not a curated record. Bases 1 to 558 code for a protein of 185 amino acids.